Messenger RNA from Parnassius mnemosyne (clouded apollo), 525 nucleotides. The record is from the annotation of a GenBank genome assembly. Lineage: Eukaryota; Metazoa; Arthropoda; Insecta; Lepidoptera; Papilionidae.
AUGUCGUCCCGCAAGACAGCUGGCCGUCGUGGCACCAAUAAAAAACGCGCCCAGCGUGCUACUUCAAAUGUAUUUGCUAUGUUUGAUCAGGCUCAAAUUGCUGAAUUUAAGGAGGCGUUCAACAUGAUAGAUCAAAACCGAGAUGGCUUUGUAGAUAAAGAUGACCUUCAUGAUAUGCUUGCCUCUCUUGGAAAAAACCCCACUGAAGAAUAUUUGGAGAAUAUGAUGAAUGAGGCGCCUGGUCCUAUUAAUUUUACCAUGUUCCUUACACUCUUUGGCGAGCGUCUACAAGGUACAGAUCCUGAGGAUGUUAUUAAGAAUGCAUUUGGGUGUUUUGAUGAAGAGAACAAUGGUGUGAUUGCUGAGGAACGGCUGCGUGAAUUACUCACCACUAUGGGUGACAGAUUCACUGAUGAUGAUGUUGAUGAAAUGCUUCGGGAGGCACCAAUACGUGAUGGACUGUUUGACUAUGUUGAAUUUACACGCAUCCUAAAGCAUGGUGCCAAAGAUAAAGAUGAGCAGUAA